UGUUUGGUCUCUAUACUUUCAAGCCUUCUCAACGAGAAAGGAGAUUUAAUCCGUGAAGCAGAGCAGCCAACGAGCGCCAAGUGGCGUCCAGAUGUUAGUUAGGAUGACAAAUGAAUUAUCGGUAGAAUUGCCUUGUUUAGGUUUAGAUCUCCACGUGUUUUAAUGGUCUGAGAUGGAUGAGGAAGUUAACAAAGCUCGGAAAGAAGGAUGUGCCACUGAUAGCGGAUACAGAGAACGCAGAAUUUGUGGCCACUGGGACACUUCGCAGAAUCCACAAGAUAAGGAAGAAACCAAUGAAACUCGGCAAUUGUGCUAAAAUAAAUUCCAACUGGGUACAAGGCUAUGUUGAAGAGGUUACUGAGCGGGUGAUGGAGAAUUUAAAAACGCGCCUCUGCUGAAAGAGUGGCAGCAAUGGAUCAGAGGAAAGCAGCCUGGCCAAGCAAACUGCCCUACCUACCACAGUGCUGAAAACAAGGUGCUUCUGGUUGGACAGCAGGUGCUGCAGGGAUGUGGAGCUGAGGGAAUAUUCAUAAUUUGCCAAAAUAGGAGGGGAACUCAGCGAGGACAUCAGAACUGGGAUGCCCCUGUCUUCUCUCUUCAGUGAUGCCUUGCUUCCYGUGCAUCUUUGGUAUGCUAUGCUGUUUCUAAACAGUAAUAACACUAAGAAGUCAGCAAGGUGGAUUGGGUGAUCAGGUGCAUUUCUCUUUUGGAAGAGAUGGUCCUGGUCAUGAAACUUCUGUUCCUCACCUGCCUAUGGCCAACAGCAAUGCUACACAGUUCUCACACUCAGCAUCACCGUCUUCAUCGUCGGCAACAAAUGUCGUUCUCAAGAAAACAUACCAGCAAACGAGAAAUAAAAAUGAGGAAACUUGACAGCACAAAAGUACGACCACUUAAAUCUGAGCAGCUUCUUCACAUAGAGGACCACGACUUUGCUCUGAGACCUGGAUUUGGAGGGUCACCAAUACCUGUGGGCAUUGAUGUGCAGGUGGAAAGCAUUGACAGCAUAUCUGAAGUUGACAUGGACUUCACAAUGACUUUAUAUCUCAGACAUUACUGGAAGGAUGAGAGACUUUCGUUCCGUAGCAACAAAAACAAAAGUAUGACUUUUGAUGGACGGCUGAUAAAGAAGAUCUGGGUACCUGAUGUGUUUUUUGUGCACUCCAAAAGAUCAUUCAUCCAUGACACAACUGUGGAAAACAUCAUGCUCCGAGUGUACCCCGAUGGCAAUGUCCUCUUCAGUCUGAGGAUAACAGUUUCUGCUAUGUGUUUAAUGGAUUUCAGCAGGUUUCCUCUGGACACACAGAACUGUUCUUUAGAACUGGAAAGCUAUGCAUACAAUGAAGAUGAUCUGAUGUUGUACUGGAAACAUGGCAACAAGUCCCUGAGCACAGAUGAGAACAUCUCCCUCUCCCAGUUCUUCAUUGAGGAAUUCAGUGCUUCCAGUGGACUUGCUUUUUACAGCAGUACUGGUUGGUACAAUCGACUUUUUAUCAACUUUGCACUCCGCAGACAUAUUUUCUUUUUCGUGCUACAAUCCUAUUUCCCAGCCAUGCUGAUGGUGAUGCUGUCUUGGGUUUCAUUUUGGAUUGACAGAAGAGCUGUUCCUGCCAGGGUGUCACUAGGUAUAACUACAGUGCUGACAAUGUCGACUAUCAUGACAGGAGUAAGUGCCUCAAUGCCUCAAGUGUCUUACAUAAAGGCUGUGGAUGUGUAUUUAUGGAUCAGCUUCCUUUUUGUCUUCCUGUCAGUCAUCGAGUAUGCCGCGGUGAACUAUCUCACCACAAUUGAAGAGAGAAAACAGCUCAAAAAAAGGGGCAAGGYCUCAGGAAUGUACAGCAUGGAUGCAGUGCAAGCAAUGGCUUUCGAUGGCUGCUUCCACGACACGGAUAUGGACAUGGACCUGAGUCCCUUCCCAGACCCCUGUGAGGAGAAUGAGACCAGGGCAAGUCAAACCAACAUCUCCAGUGAGGACACACCUCGCUUGAAGAGAUCUCUGAAGGGCAACGUGGGCAGGAUUAUUUUACAGAACAAUCAUGUCAUUGACACAUAUUCCAGGAUUAUAUUUCCCAGUGUAUAUAUUGUGUUCAACUUUUUUUACUGGGGUUUGUACAUGUGAACAAAAAUGCUUAUAAGCUAGAUAUUAUUUUGUGUAUGACAGUUGCAUCAUACUUUAAAAAAAAAACUGCAACAGCAGUAGAGGAAAAGGUUAAAAUUUUCCAAAAGAGACUUCUGCAUCAAAACUGGGCUGGUUUGGUUCAGCACCAUAACUGUUCAUGGGAAACUCUUACGUGUCUGGGUUCUUUUCCAACUGGAAUGUGCAGUGCUUCACUGGAGUGCUCCACUGGAGUGCUCCCAUGCACAGGUUCCAGUGCAGUAGCAUGGGAGCUGUUUGCUCACUGAGGGAGCCCUUUGUCACCCCCCUGCACAGCAGCUCCCACCUGAGAUAUUGCCCUGUCUCAGCCCA
This is a messenger RNA of Malurus melanocephalus (red-backed fairy wren), 2467 nucleotides long. RefSeq names its product gamma-aminobutyric acid type A receptor subunit rho3 (gene GABRR3). Bases 716 to 2119 code for a protein of 467 amino acids. The transcript is spliced from 10 exons. Gene Ontology annotation, cellular component: synapse; membrane; neuron projection. NCBI's taxonomy places the organism in Eukaryota, Metazoa, Chordata, Aves, Passeriformes, Maluridae. The record is from RefSeq and is a predicted model, not a curated record. Gene Ontology annotation, molecular function: extracellular ligand-gated monoatomic ion channel activity; neurotransmitter receptor activity; GABA-A receptor activity. Gene Ontology annotation, biological process: regulation of membrane potential; monoatomic ion transmembrane transport; nervous system process.